This is a messenger RNA of Kluyveromyces marxianus DMKU3-1042, 1140 nucleotides long. RefSeq names its product Ssp2p (gene SSP2). The coding region runs from base 1 to 1140 and encodes 379 amino acids. The record is from RefSeq and is a predicted model, not a curated record. The transcript has a single exon. NCBI's taxonomy places the organism in Eukaryota, Fungi, Ascomycota, Saccharomycetes, Saccharomycetales, Saccharomycetaceae.
AUGAUAUCAGAGGGAAGUUUUCUAGAUCCCCAAGCUGCGGCAAAUAUAUAUGGCCAGAAAAAGGCAUCUGAUGCUGGAACAAUGCUAACAAACUCAACAAAUAGCAAAACUUCAUCUUUGAACUUUGAGUUGUUUGGUUUUAGAAGGAAAGCAAAGCAAUAUUUCGAAACGACAACCCAAAGGUUCAGGGAGUAUGGGAUUGAUAAGGAUUUAAUACGUGGUAGUAUUAACUCAAGACCAAACUCUCAAGAUGAGACGGGUGAGAAUAACCAAUCAAAAAUAAUGAUGGAUAUGUUAUUUGAAAAGGCCAACAAUGGUGCCAAACAAGAGAUUGAAAAAAUUAGCGGUGGUGGAAAAUAUGGUGUGCACAUCUCAACCACACCAAAAAGUGUUCCAGAAUUAGUUUGUGAAGCAGUGUAUCAGGAUGUUCAUGGGGAAAUUCUCCUUGGAAGUCCUGGUUCUGAACUUGCAGAAAUGUCUACAAAUGAACAAAGAAGAAUAGUAAUCUUCAACGAUUUACCCAAAAAUAUUGGUGUUGGAGCUUUAUUGGCCCAAAUUGGUGGAGGUCCUUUAGAAAAAGUCAUGUACAGCUAUGGUGAUAAGCAUGAUUCAAAUAAUGUGUCAUAUGUUGAACUCCAUUUCUUAUUCCCUGCUGAUGCUGCUCAUUUCAUGAAAUUUGCCAGGUUCCAUUUAUUUAAAGUCAAUGGGGUCCAUCUAAUACCUCGUUGGGGCCAAAAAGAUUCAGGUAGUCCUUCAGACAUCCAACAAUAUAUUAAUCCAGACUUAUGUGGUAACAUUCAAAAUUUUGAUUCUACUGGGGCACGUCGCUGUCUAAUCAUGAAAAAAUACUCUAGGAAACACAAAUCACUUUCUAAGGAUUUGAAUCCAAAAUCUCAUAUAUAUGAUUUGGAUAUCCAAGAGAUCAUAAAGGACUUUAAUCAAUUUGGUCAGAUCUUGGAGAUUUCUCCUCUUAUAUCGAGAAAAAUCUGCCUCCAGAUCAACUUUCAUGAUAUCAGAAGCGCAAUAGAGGCGAUGAAGAGUUAUGAGACAUCUAACUCUUACUUGAAUGAUAGAUACUCAAAGGACUGGUCCAUCUGGUAUGGUAAGGACAUUGUAGAUAAGCCAUGCAUUGAGGUUUAA